AAAAGCGCAAAAAAAUGAUAACAAAAAACGAAGAAACUAUUGUAGUGCCGGAACACUUGAAUGAACAAUUUUUCGUCAAUGCCCUUGAAGAAGGUUUACGUGAAACGAAAAUUGUCGUACACGAAGUGAACUUUGCCUGGGGUAGUAAUCCCGGUGAUAAUUAUUGUUCGAGUAUUUAUCGUGCCGUGAUUACUUAUGACAGCUAUGGUGACAAUCCGGUGAAAAAUGAAAAGAUUUCUUUGAUUAUUAAGACCAUUCCCAUUACACCCGAAACACAAUUUCUCGAAGAUGUGGCUGUGUUUGUGAAGGAGAAAUUAACCUAUACCGAUGUGUUGCCACGUUUGUCCAUACUCAGUAAAUCGGAUGUGUUUGGAGCAAAUUGCUUCUAUGCCAUCAAAAGUCCCAUGCAAACAAUUGUCUUCAACGACCUGACAGUUGAGGGUUUCAAAGUUGCCUCCCGCCAGGAUGGUUUAGAUUGGAAUCAUUCGAUUUUGAUUUUGGAACAAUUAGCUAAGUUCCAUGCCACCUCUAUGGUAUUACUGAAAAAGGAUCCUGCAAUUGCCAAACGCUUCCAACGUGGCAUGUUGUGCGAAGAAACUGUCCUGAAAUCUGAUACAUUUUUCCAUAUGUUUGGAGGCUAUUUAAAUCAAUUGGUUAAAACAUCAUCCACCUGGGAAGGAUUUGAGGAAAUUUCUAAGAAAUUACAAAAAUAUUAUGAUGAUUUUAAAAACAUCACCUAUCGUUUGGGUAAACCCAAGGUGGGUGAUCGUAUUGUGGUUCUCAACCAUGGUGAUUUGUGGACAAAUAAUUUUAUGUUUGGCUAUGAAGAUGACAAUCAACCGAAAACACCAACCAAGGCGAUAUUUGUUGACUUCCAGUUGAGUUUCUUUGGCAGUCCAGCUUGUGACCUGAACUUCUUCCUCAGCACCAGUGUCCAAUACGAUAUUCUAACAACAAAACGUGACGAAUUAAUUGAAGCCUAUUACAAAGUGUUCGCUGAGACUUUAGAAUAUUUACGUUACGAAUCGAUACCCACCCUGGAUGAUCUAAAAUAUGAAUUGCGGUCACGGGAAUUGUACGGACUAUUUGCAUUGUUCGGAUUCUUGCCAAUGGUUACAUUGCCAAAGGAGUUGUCCAAUGAUACCAGCAUUGAGGCAUUCACCAAUGAAGAUUAUGCCGCCAAGAAAUUGGCUCUAAUGUUUGCACAAGAGAAAUUGCAAAAGUAUUUAAAAUUCGGACUGCAACGUUUAAAUCAAUUGGGUGUACUCGAUGAAUUUUGA
This is a messenger RNA of Musca vetustissima, 1280 nucleotides long. RefSeq lists its product as uncharacterized. The record is from RefSeq and is a predicted model, not a curated record. NCBI's taxonomy places the organism in Eukaryota, Metazoa, Arthropoda, Insecta, Diptera, Muscidae. Bases 15 to 1280 code for a protein of 421 amino acids. The transcript is spliced from 4 exons.